Molecule: messenger RNA, 816 nt
Organism: Umbelopsis ramanniana AG
Lineage: Eukaryota; Fungi; Mucoromycota; Umbelopsidomycetes; Umbelopsidales; Umbelopsidaceae
Exons: 4
Coding region: 1-816 (271 amino acids)
Biological process (GO): protein phosphorylation; intracellular signal transduction
Cellular component (GO): cytoplasm
Molecular function (GO): protein serine/threonine kinase activity; ATP binding
Source: RefSeq, a predicted model, not a curated record
AUGUCUGCCAGUCACCCGAAUAGAACGUCGCUUCGUAAUCAGAAGGCAAAGCUUGCUGCAGACUAUCAUGAUCUAUUAAAGGAGUUAUCGGCCACCGACUCACCCACCAUCGGCUGUUAUCAACUGGGUAAAACCAUCGGUGAAGGCAGCUAUGGAAAAGUCAAACUCGCCACCCAUCGUUUGACCGGUCAACACGUCGCUAUCAAGCGAAUCGAUCGUCAGCAUAUUCCGCUCAUCACUCGCGAAAUUCAUCAUCAUCGCCGACUCCGCCACCCCAAUAUUACAGCACUUUAUGAAAUCAUUUUGGCUGAAGGCUGCAUUCAUGUGGUGACCGAGUAUUGUGCUAACGGUGAAUUAUUCGACGUCUUGACCAGAGAAGGUCGCUUAUCUGAACCUCGAGCUAGACGGUGGUUUGGUCAAUUGGUCGAAGCCAUUAAAUAUUGCCAUUCUCAUCGUGUUGUCCACCGAGAUCUCAAACUUGAGAACAUUUUGUUGGAUUCUCAAUGGAAUGUGAAGCUAUGUGAUUUUGGCUUCACUCGAGAGUGCGAGACCAAGAAAAUGCUGGAAACCUUUUGUGGUAGUUUAGCUUAUGCCGCGCCAGAGGUCAUUCGGCGGACGAAAUAUUCUGGUCCAGAGGCGGAUAUAUGGUCUUUGGGCAUCGUGCUAUACACUCUUUUGACUGGAGAAUUGCCGUUUGAUGAUGAUCACGAACCGACCAUGCAAGAUAAAAUCUUACACUUAGACUACGAAAUACCUGGCUACCUCACGGAUGAGUCGCCACUUGAUAGAUGGUAUCCUUCGACUCGAUCCAAAUGA